This is a messenger RNA of Labrus bergylta (ballan wrasse), 1945 nucleotides long. RefSeq names its product cilia and flagella associated protein 77 (gene cfap77). The record is from RefSeq and is a predicted model, not a curated record. Lineage: Eukaryota; Metazoa; Chordata; Actinopteri; Labriformes; Labridae.
AUGGGCCAAUUAUUCCUCUUUCUGCUCCGGUUCCUUCAAAUUUGAGAUGUGUAUUUUAUUAUUAUAUUUUUUUUGUGGCUGAAUGAAAUAAACCUAUCAAUAGGGUAAUAUAAAUUAAAUGCAGCACUGCUUUACUGCCACCUGCAGGCCGUUUGUUAAGAGCCGUAAGCGAAUCUCUCCGUGAUGAUAAUUUCUCAUGUUAAUACACUUUAAUAAAAACAUGAUGCAUUCAGCCUGGAGUUAGGGCAGGCCAAACAUUUAUCCUGAAACUUCUUGCUGGGCUGUCUUUUUUUUGUCUUCCCCAGUGCAGUUGAACCAGUUGAACACUAAUGGUUAGCGUCCUGUUUCUAUAGCAACGCAGCAGCUUUAAGCCGCAAGUAACAUCAAACAGAAAAAACAUGUCUUCUCCAAGGUUGGGCGUGGUCAGAGACUCCAUGCUGAUCAAUCCUCGGAUUGUAAAGGCGCCUCUGGGUCAGUCCAGGUCCGUUGGCCUGUCAGUUCCUGGUCCAAAUUUCACUUACGGAACCAGCAGCUCGCACAGAGAUGGGGGUGUGGCUGAGGUUCUGUCUGGUUGGAGGGUUCAGCCGAGUCGUGGAGAUUCUGCACCUCAUCAAGCUGUAAUUCCAGACUUCGUGUCCCUGAACCGGGAUGCGGUAAAGUCCGGGCUGGUGACGUCCAAAGAGCUGAGUCAGUACCGGGCUCAGAGGGGUGUCGCUUACAAUGCCCUAAAACCGAAAGAGAGCUUGGCUUCUCGGUGCCCGGUGGUGCCUGACAUCACAUUUGGAGUCCCAAACAGGCCUUCAUCCCCCCUGUCAGACCUUCUGUCUCAUCAGUAUGGUCACCGCUGGGUGGACAAGCAGCUAACCAGGAGUCAAAUCAGCAACAACAAGCAGAAGCUGCAAAGGAUUAAAUCAAGUAGUGUUCAAGACAACAGGACUAGCCUGCUGAGGAGGAGCAGACCUCUGCCCGUGACACAGACUCCAUUCAAGCUAACUCACUUCACACAGGUCGCUCCUGCUCUGGACACCUUCAGGGACCAGGAGGCUCGUCUCCAGGCAUUCAGGGCUCAUCAGUUAAACUCUGAGUCCAGGGGAAGAGCUCAGGAUCUGGGGACACACAGUCUGGACUUACCUGAGGCCAAACCAUUCUCAGAACAAGUCAAUAGGAAUCAAAAUAAAUAAGCCUCUUUUCACUUUAUGCUUUUCUUACAUACAUCUGCUUCAAUGAUUUACACCUAAACAGCUUAAGAGAAUGGAGAAAGGGAACUGGGACCUUUAAAUGUAAUGUUGAUGAAGCUGUUAUUGAUUGUUCUUGUUGAUCAGCAGACGUUCAGUCACAUCAUGUAUAUUUAUGUCAUCAUUAUUCAUUGGAAUUUAUACUUUAAACCAAUGAAAACCUUGUAUUUAACUAGAAUUAUGAUUGAUAUUAAUCAUGUUUCAGUAUUGGCUUCUUUUUGUGACGAUUGUUUGACCUACAAAGAAUUACCACUGACUUUGCAUAACACCUAUUGCAUGAAAGAGGGAUACAGCCAUGUGAAGAUUUUAAGUUUAGAUUUGUGACUUUAUUCCAGGAUCAUGACUCUUGACUUUGAUUUGUAAAUAUAAGAAUAUAAAAUCAUUUGCUAUUUUAAAGAUACUAGCGAAGAAGACCAUAUACUCAUAAGAAAUAUACCUCUAAUAGCCUACUCAGGAGGACAAUUUUCAUUUAGAUAAGUCAAGUGAGAGUAGUUUUGUUCACCUCUUGUGCUCCUCCCUUGCUCUUCUUCCCAUUAGAAAAGAUGCAGGUUUAAGAUGCUUCAACAUUGGCUUUACUACUUUAUGUCCACUUCUUAUUUUGGUAAUACUUUGGCUGCUAAGGUUGCCAACGAUGGGACAUGUUGCUCUAACUACUUGUAAUUAUACUAAUUUGUUAUUAUAUGUUUUUCUGUUUUUUUUGUUACAUUGAU